AUGUUGGCGGUUUCUUGUUUGUUGAUACUGUCCAUUGCCGCGCGAUGGGCCGCCGCAGAGUGCUACCUACCCAACGGCGUCGAUCGAAAUCAGGCCAAGAGCGCCGGCAGCUUUUACGAACGAUGCAACAACGCCACGGAUGUGAGCAUGUGCUGCAACACGGGGCUCGGUGAUAUCUGUCGGGAAAAUGGACUUUGUUUCAACCCAAACACCGAGCAAGUCUGGCGCGAGAGCUGCACGGAUCCCACGUGGAAGUCGCCCAGCUGCCUGAAGCUGUGUGUUAGCGAUAUCCUCAAUUCCGAGGGCGUUGCCAUGCUGAGUACAGACAUAAUGAUCACCAUUUGUACCGAUGGAAGCCUCUGCUGUGGUAGCCGGGAUGUCACAGAGGAUUGCUGUCGGGAUGGCUCUGGCUUCGUGAUUAAAGAUGGCGAGGUUGUAGCGGCAUCGCAGGAUAAUUCGUCGCCCGACGACAAAUCUAGCUCCGGGCCCGACAAGGCAGUGAUUAUCGGCGCGGUUCUCGGCUCGGUCUUAGGAGUCGUGCUCAUCGUCCUCGCUGCGCUCUUCAUACGGCGGAAACGCCGCGGCCGAAAGCCCCGCCCGUGCAGAGUACCCCUGAUGAGACGACUGACGUUGCCACCGCUACGCCCACAAAAGGACCCAAGGCCUUGUUCACGGCUCCAGUUGAACUACAUGCGUCCCCGAAACUUCAAGUAA
Parascedosporium putredinis is the source of this 714-nucleotide messenger RNA. Lineage: Eukaryota; Fungi; Ascomycota; Sordariomycetes; Microascales; Microascaceae. The record is from the annotation of a GenBank genome assembly.